Molecule: messenger RNA, 2197 nt
Organism: Physella acuta
Lineage: Eukaryota; Metazoa; Mollusca; Gastropoda; Physidae
Product: zwei Ig domain protein zig-1
Source: RefSeq, a predicted model, not a curated record
AGUGACGAAGGUUGUUGCUACAGGGAAGGAAACAAAUAAGUCAAAUAUUGUCUAGUCUAGCUAGAUCUAGUAUCUACUAUCUAGUAUACAUCAAGUUUAGAUAUAGAUUCUAGGUCCUAUGCAAAAUUAUUUUAAAAUGUUCAAUUUAAACCUCUUUGUACUGUUGACCUCUACCUCAAUCGUAUCAAACAUCAUCGUACAGUCAAAAGAAUGCCCUGAUUCAGGUACUUCAGGUUCAGCUGUAACUCCAAGUAACAGCACCUAUUAUUAUGGAAAUAAAACUGCUACAUUCGGCUGUUCAUUUAAUACAACAGUAUACAAAUUUGUAGCAGUUUAUUUUGAAGAUGAAGAUAUGGAAAAUGGCACUGAUCUAGACUACUUUCCAAAUGGAACUAUAGCAUUGACAGAUACAAACCGUGCCGAUGCUGGAUUAUACCACUUACAGCUCAAUUCUUUAUCAGAUUCUUGUAACUGUUCAGUGUCCUACUAUGGUGAUCCUUUGGUCCUGGAUUUUGUGAAGUCUGUGAACUAUGAGGUGGAUGAGAACUUGGAUAUUACCUGUGAUGUCAAAGGUUACCCAAUUGAUAGCGUAACCUGGAAAAAAGAUGGUGUAAUUCUAGAUAAAUCAGUUGCUCCCAGGGUUGUGCUAAAAGAUGUUAAAGACCAUCCCAAUGCUCGACUUGUCAUCGAGGGCGUUAAAUACUCAGAUGAAGGGGAAUACAGCUGUACUGCCCACUCCCUAUAUUCAAACACCUCCUCAACAAAAUCUCUCAUGGUCAGGAUUAAAAACCCCAUAGCCUGGGUGUGGCCACUGGUGGGGAUACUGGUAGAGAUCAUCCUGCUGGCUGCCAUGAUCAUCAUCUGUACUAAAAUAGACAAGAAGCGCAAACUACAGAGUGAGCAAGGGAAAGACAACUGAGGACACUGUUGGAGGAAUCUUCACUUUGACCAGAAACUUGAGAUGAGUCUUCAUGCAACCAGAUUACAAAUUUUCUGCACAUUUUCAUCGGCUAGUUUACAGGUAGACUAGAUAUAAGUUUAGUUUACUUUAGUGUGUAAACUAGUUGUAUGUGUUCCAUCCUUUUUUAUACUGAACAAAAACCAAUGAAUUUGUAUACCAUCUUUUUUUUUAAUGAUUUCUUCACUAAACCAGUUGUUUUUAAUUCUAUCUUGAAACACUUGAAUGGAACAAUGUAUUUGAGCAUCUUAUUUUAUUAAGAAAAAAGCUUUAGCAUACUUAUAAUUUACACUUAGUGCUGUAUUAUUGUUCUUUUAGCAGGUGCUUUGAAUUAGGUUGUUUUAGCUAGAAUUUAUGAACUAUGUGCAACCAAGCUUUUUUUAAAUAGCUUUUUAAGCUUGUUUUCAAAAGAGAUUGCUUUUGUUUUAUGUUAAAGAACAUUGAAAUAAUCCCUAGAAAUUCAAAUAUGAAGGUACUUUUAUUAUAAGGGCUUGUGUUGGCAACAGAAUUAGUCUGUAGUUGUAUGAAAAAGGCCAAGUACACGGUCUAAAAAUACUUCAUGUAGAAAGGUAUUUUGUGUUGCUUUAAUGUAUAUUUCUUUUAUUUGACUCUACAUUUCAUCGCUCACUUUUAAUAGAUACAUUAUCAGCAGGAUAUAUAAUGAGAAAUAAUUAAUUGCUAAUUCAUUUAUAGAAUUUUUUUUUUUUUAUAAAUGGCAUGGUCAAAAGUGCCAAAAUAUUCUGGCUUUAAUAUUCCUAUUACUUAUUCAGUGUUAAAAAAAAACAAAUUUAAAGAGAAAAAACCAACCUGUCAUUUCAUUUGGGCUUUAUUUCUGAAUUCACACUUGAUAAAGAUUAGAAUCUAACUUUAGUGUGAUAAUUUUAAAAGACAAUUUAGUUGAGAGUUUAAGAAUUAAUUUAUUGUUUAAAAUAAUGAUUUUAGUCUGCCUUUUUUUAAUGAACAUAGGUCUUAAAAAUACUUUUAAUUCUAAUAACAAUACAAUGAUAAAAAAAACUUUCCUGAUGUCCCUCCUUAUUUUUUUAUUGAUCUCAGCGACUUGAUAUUAAGACUUAUAUUUUUAUCAACUAAAUUCACCCACUCACUCAGUUUAAAUAAAGACUGACAUAUAUUUAUUUUUAUAUCUGGGUUAAUUUUUUUUUUAUCAAACAGGGAAUGAUCACAAACUUUUUUUUUACUGUGUCACUUCUAGGCAAUGUUAGUUCAUGAUUUAACUUAUAG